This is a messenger RNA of Scatophagus argus, 3706 nucleotides long. It is a transcript of the gene elac1, whose product is annotated as elaC ribonuclease Z 1. Lineage: Eukaryota; Metazoa; Chordata; Actinopteri; Scatophagidae. Gene Ontology annotation, molecular function: 3'-tRNA processing endoribonuclease activity. The record is from RefSeq and is a predicted model, not a curated record. Gene Ontology annotation, cellular component: nucleus. The transcript has 5 exons. Bases 119 to 1225 code for a protein of 368 amino acids.
CGCCGCACAGUCGCUCUUGUUACGUCAUCACCGCGUGACGGUUUACAGCUAGCAUGGCACACCGCUUCAGUUGUGUUUGUAGGCAAUUUUCGGCAGUUUUCUUGUAACUCAAGGGAGGAUGAGCAUGGAUGUGACUUUCCUCGGGACCGGCUCGGCUUACCCGUCCCCUCAACGCGGCGCCUCGGCUCUGGUGCUGCGGACGGAAGGGGAGUGUUGGCUGUUUGACUGCGGGGAAGGAACGCAGACCCAACUGAUGAAGAGCCACCUCAGAGCCGGUCGAAUCACCAAGGUUUUCAUCUCACAUCUGCAUGGAGAUCACCUCUUUGGUCUGCCUGGUCUCCUUUGCACAUUGAGCCUCAACACCAACCCAGACCCUCAGCAGAGUCCUAACUGUGUGGACGUCUAUGGGCCCCGGGGCCUCCGUCGCUUCCUAAGGGUGACACUUGGCCUCACAGGCUCGCAGCUGCUCUUUCCUUAUGCAGUACAUGAGCUGGAGCCCACAGCUGACCAGAGUCCAGAGGAGGGACAGCUCAGCAUGGAGAUGACAGCAGAGUGCGGUGCUCUGCACCCACAGGAGCAGCAGGGCAGGACCAUCUCCCUGGACGUGUCCAGUGACUCUUACCUCCUCUUUGAAGACAAGAAGUUUGUUGUCAAGGCCUUCAGGUUGUUUCACCGCAUCCCCUCAUUUGGUUUUUGCAUUGAGGAACAUGAUCGACCAGGAAGACUGAAGACUGAACUCCUCAAGGAACUAGGCCUGAAACCAGGGCCGCUUUACGGGCGGCUCAAAGCUGGAGAGCCUGUAACUCUGGAGGGCGGGCGUGUCGUUGAGCCUAGUGAGGUGCUGGAAGAACCCGUUGCUGGGAGGAAAGUGUGCAUUUUAGGGGACUGUAGCUCAGUUCUCGGGGAAGGACCUCUGGCACUGUGCAGUGGAGCAGACAUUCUGAUUCAUGAGGCCACCCUUGGGAACGAGCACCAAGACAAAGCAGUGGACCACGGACACAGUACGCCUGGAAUGGCGGCGGCGGUGGCUCUGGCUUGCUGUGCGCGCAGGCUGGUGUUGUACCACUUCAGCCAGAGGUACAAACCGUGCUCCCUGCAGAAGGAAGGGGAUGAGGAUGAUGUCUCAGAGCUCAAGAGACAGGCUGAAGAAGCUCUACAGGACAGCGGCAUAGAGGUAAUUCUAGCUGAGGACUUUUUGACUUUGCCCAUUCCUCUCAGAAGAUGAAAGUAAGGAACUACUGAUUUAGUUUUUAUAUUGCCUGUGGUAGCUCUGAUUUUAAAAAAGCAGAGCAGCUCUGCCUGUCUGCUGUUAGUUUACUCCAGUUGGCAGUUAACUUCUUAGCCAUUACAAGCAUUAUUUAUCAUUCUGUGAUUUGAAAAUUCCAGUGGUUAAAAGUUGAAAAGUAAGUCAUGGAGUUUAUCAAUAUCCUUAAGUUACAUGUGUGCAGUAAAUUUGCAAAACAGUCUCAGCUCAAAGUCAACUGGCUGACUAGUUUAGCUUCUUUUGCAUCAAAAGUUUUCAAAGAGCGCUUUUCUGACUUCUCUAUUAUGGCUUUUUAAUUGAACUCAACAGUUCACUCUUGACUUUGGAAACAGCAGCUGACAAAACAGUUUCAGCUCAAGGUCCACUUAACGUGUUCAUACUUGCUUGUUCAAUCCAAUUUAUCUUGUAGAAAUUCCGUUUCAUUUUGUUUUUUUUCAGUUUGUAAUGUCAACAUCUAACUUAACAAAAACCACAAUCUCUGCGAAUGAAUCGGUAAAUUUACAGUUUCUGUACGAUGAUAAUGAACAUGCCAUCAUCUCCGAACCUUUUCCAGAGCUUUAUUUCUGGAUCUGUACACAAGGUAUUAAAGUACAACAGAAAAUACAAAAUAAUGUUUAACAAAAGAGGAAAAAAAAAACAACUCAAUGUUUCUGUACAAUUCUUAUAAACAAUAAAGAUAGCUUCUUGAACAUUUCUCAUAGUGAAGUUUUGAUUGUCUCUAUUUCUGGAUAUACAUUUUUAAGUUUUGUAGGUUUUUAUUCACAAAGGUGUUUCUGUUUUCAUCAAAGGACUUGAGAGUUUUCUUUUUCAAAACCACAACUGCUAUAAUUUUUUUUUCCUUUUUAAACUUCAAAACACAAUACAAAAUAUAAAAUUAAUUUGUUUAGUGCUUGCUUGCACACACAAGUCUCAUACCAGAGAUAUCAAUAAAAUAUCACAUUUUCGAGAGUUCACAGGGUGGUGAAAAACCUACUUCUACGACUGAAUGGCCUUUACAUUCUGACAGUUUUUCUGAGUCUUUGUACAAACCACAGGUGAAAUAAAUAUCACUGCACUGCUAAAGCUAGAAGAGCUUGGAGGACCUACUGCAUUAUGCACGUUGCAUUAAAAGAGAAACUAGCUCUCCACAUACUCAGAGCAGCAGCCAUCCCUUUACCAUCAAAGACAAAUAUAGACGACAACAUGUAAAAAGUUUUUUUUUUCGAGGAAAGAAAAAUGAGUGUCUUUUACACAUGGCUGCAACUUCUGUAUGCAAAUUUGCAACACUGAGUAAUAUCAAUACGUCUUCAGGUAAAGCCGUUUUAAGUGGUACACUUGAGAAAUGGACACAGCUGGCAUGCGUGGUUUCAGCUGGGUCGUGGGGGGUUUGGGUAUCAUGACUUUCCAAAGAGGGGGAAAAAAACAAACAAACAAAAAAAAAAAACAAAUUCAAACACCAAGUCAACCAGUAAAAUGCAAAACCCAAAAUAUCUGUACAUUAUCUACAAAUUAUUGCCUUUUGACAAGGAAUCAAAUUAAAACCUUUGUAUUGACACAGAUUCACAAGUGUAAGAGGUCAGUUAAUAGACUUUUAAAGGCUAUUUGCUAAUUAUUUACAUGAAACACAUAAGUAAACAUCUUCUAUGAUGUUGGGCUUGAAAACUGAAUUACUUGAUCAAACUUAAGUAUGGUUUAUAGUCAUGAAUCCUGUCUAUACACACAUAAUGGUGAAUUACAAGUCUACGGACAAGACAAACAUGGUGUUCCCCUGAAACAAACUAAUUAUUCAUAGCACAAUGCAUAGAUAAAUUAAGUAAACACUACUACUGCAUCCAAUCAACUGACGAUGACCCGCUAAACAUUUUACAAUUCACAAUUAUGGACUUCAGUCAACAGAAAAUGGCUCCAUUUCUGCCACUAGACUCCCAGGAAAUAAUCGACCAGAUUAUACAAGGCCUUCUCUCAUCAUAACAGGUCAGGCAGGUUAAAUACAAAUACAGAGUGGCUUUAAAUAAAGACAUAAUACUGCUAGCAGGUUUACCCAAGCUUGCUAAGUGGUCUGAAAGUGGCAUUGCUUAUUUCUAAUGGGGGUAUGAAUUUAGGAGCAUAUUUUAACAUAUUUUUUUCACUACAACUAAAGAAAAAGUAUAGCUUAGCUUGCCUAAAAGAAGCAUGAGUGAAAGCUUUAGUUCCAAAGAUUAAACAAAAAUAUCAAAUGUAAAAGCAUAAUCAAUAAAUACAAGAAUUACGAUGCCUGAUGAUGUUUAAAUGAGUAUUAAACCGAUCAAUAUCUUUGCAUUGCAAUAUUGCUUUGAUGGUUUUCUUGUUUGACUGUCUUUCCCUCCUGGAAAGAAGCAAGAUUUUUUUUUUAAAAAAAAUUCCAAUAUCCACCUGUAAAAUAAGGUGACUCCUAUUAUGUUACUCUGUAAGGUAUUCUUUGUCACCGGUACAGGAAAACCUAUG